Molecule: messenger RNA, 3243 nt
Organism: Leishmania major strain Friedlin
Lineage: Eukaryota; Euglenozoa; Kinetoplastea; Trypanosomatida; Trypanosomatidae
Exons: 1
Coding region: 1-3243 (1080 amino acids)
Source: RefSeq, a predicted model, not a curated record
AUGCGCGCAGACAUGGUGCGCCGGGGGUCUGCGCAUUGUGGCCAAGCCGCCCCUGAUCUGUACGACGAGCGGCAGCGCCAGGCUAAAGCUCUGGCGCUGUGGGAGCGGCAAAAGGCGGCGUGGGCACGCAUGCAAGCACACCUCACCUCCGCGAACACCGCGUCGUCGUCGGCUGCUAACAAUGGAUGCCGCCACGAGUCAUCUCCCACGGUUUCGUUUUCGCAUACGUUUGCAGCGGCUGGCACUGGCGGGACUGCUACAGCACGCAACUUCAUUGGAGCGACCACCGCCGCAAGGGCGAAGCGGGAGGACUUCGGCAUGCUCGCCGUGGCGCAGCCCCAGACGGCCAACGACAGCAGCCACGUAUGGGAAGGGUUGCUGCGUUGCACGGACGCGCGAUUGUCGCGGCGGCUGGUCCCGAUUGGUCGCACAUCGUUCCCGUAUCAGCUGUACAGCGAGGCUCGCGACCCGACGACGCUGCCGGAGGAUCACAUGAUUUACACGCGUGUCGUGUCUGAAGAAGACGUGGCGGCCGCACAGAAUGCGACGGCGAGGUCUCACCGCUUCCUCGACUCGACCAUGAAGCGGGUGGAGCAGCGCGCUACAGCACAGAGUCGCGUGCGAGCGGCGAUGAUGGAAGCCGUAGCUGAUGCCUCCGGGGAUGCCACCGAGUCGGAAGUGACAUACAUUGGGCGGCAAGGUGAGAAGGGGAGUGAUGCCGUAUCCUAUUACGAGUCGCAGCUACGCCGCCUUGCCCCGUAUGUGCAAAAGCGGCUUGGCCACUUUCUGCAACCCCGUACCUUCUUGCACGUCGAGGGGCAUCCCGCACCGCGCGCUUCAUCCGAGGAGCUUGAGGCACAGAAGCAUGAGUGGGCUGACGCAAGGCCGUCCUCAGCGCCGCCAGUGGAGUACUUUCCGCCUCCGCCGCAGACGCAGAUGUGGGCAUCCAUCCCCACAUCAACGACACCGAGUCUUAUGACGAACACCCUUCAGCCGGCUGGUGCCGCGCGUAAACAGAAGGGCCCGAAUAGCGUGGCUUCCCGCAGCACGCACUCGUACGGCCCCAGCGUCCCGGAGCAUUCAAAAGACCGAAGCUAUAGAGCCGAUGGGGAGAAAACCUUUGCGGAGGAGAUCAACAGCAUGACCGAGUGUCUGCCCUGUGGCAGUGUGUGCACCGCUACCCCGUCUGAGCUGCCGUGCGACACCUCUGUCGGUUCGAUCGACGCCGACGUACACGAAAAGCGUGCGCGAAAGACGCAGGCGACACCCCCUUCUCCGCACCAUCCGCUGCAGGUGGCCAAGCGCGGUAUCUCACAGCGCCACCAGCAGAGUCCCACGGAGGCUGGCACGGAACACGGAGACAACAUGCAGUCUUCUGGCCCAGCGAUGGAAAUGUCCACGCGCAGCCUGUUCUUCCAGACGCGCCCACACGAGCUGCUGCAGGGCACCGUGGCGCUGUGUAACACCGGGACGACAACCAUCUACUUCAGCUGGGUACCGGUGGACGCCGUCGAAGAGCAACUUAGGCAGCUCGACCAAGACUCUGGAGCCGCCGCCGCGGCUGAUAACACGGCGACUAAGGGCGAAGAAGUGAGGGAGGAAGGCGCGAGCGAAGAGCGCCGGCAAAUGCUGAGUGACGGAGAUGGAACCGCCGCCAUGAGAAUCACGCACUCCCUCGCCGUCCAUCAGCGUACUGCACGCGACAUCUUCUUUCUUUCCUCCCCGACGAACGGCGUUGUCCUGCCGGGCGAAGAAGGCAUCUUCGCCUUUUCGGUGCGCGCGAAUCGUGCCGGCCUCUUCCAGCACACGUACGAGCUGCUUACGGUGCCACCAGCGCCGGAGCGCAUCUUUGUUUUUCUGCGCGCGCUCGUCCAGAGCGACGGCCCGUCGCUUGAGUGGCUUGCCGCGCCGGUGGCAGAGGCCAUCGAAGCCAAGGUGGCUCUCGAUGCACAGCGUCGACUUGUGCAGAGGAUCAGCAUGAACGUGGACGCCAUCGAGGGCUCUGCCUUGUCGACGCACAUCAAAACGCUGGAUGGGGCAGCCGAGGCCGCCACGGCAGCCGAGCGGAAGCGCCGACGGGCGCAGAAGGACGCCUGGAACUUGGCGAACCGGUUCACCUUCGAUCACAUCCCCUACGCAGCUGCCGUGUACGACAAGCUGGUGCGACUGUACACAGUGGUGCAAGAGACCUGCCGAACGUUGGGUCGCACACAGAAUGCCAAGACGGGCGCAGCCCUGGAAAAUGCGGCUGUUGCCACGGCAGCAGCGGCCCUGGACGCGCGUACGAAGUCUUUAACAUCCCAUGCGGCUCUGCCAGCUCCGGCGCCACCACCCCAACUGGAACCUGCAUCACCGACGGCGGAUAUCGUGGCGACCCCCUCGGGCCCGGCAGAAUGGGAUGGCUCCUUGCUCCUGUUGAUGAAGCAGAUGAUGGCAGUGCGCGAUGCACCAACGCGGCAGACAUUCUUCGAGGCCUUUCUCAUCCUCCUCCGCGCGGCUCGAGCGUCGCGGCAGUGCAGCAGCUGCAGUGGGAGCAGCGAGGAUGUGGAGGAAGAGACGCUGCCGCUGCCGGUGCUCCUGGCGAGAGCCGCCACGGCCCUCGCCGACAGCGUGAGGGGCCGUCGUGCCGCGAUGCUGGAAAGGGAGUGUGAAGAUAUGGUCGCGCAGAAGCUGGCCCCCACUGCGACGCCCUUCAUGCAGGCCUUCGCUGCAGCCAGCGGUACCUCUAUUACGAGAGAGAUGGUCGGCGAGGCCGCUGGUGGCUCGCAGAGCGUCAAUAACCGAAAGAGGAAUGUCUCAACUCGAGGCAGGAGUGGAGAGACCGCGGUCGGCGAUAGCGUCGCUCGCGCGGGCGGUGCCGACGCCUCUGCAGUUUGCGUCGCUGAAACGACAAAGGCGCAGCGUGUCGUGUUGGACUCAAUCCCUGCCGAGGAGCUGCUAGGCUUCAGCGCCAUCCAGCCCACUCCGAAAGCCGUGGCGGCGCUCGAAACAGCGGAGAAGGCGGCGGUGCGCGCUCAGCGAGAGUCGGAGCUGGCGGCAGAGCGGAGUGCAUGGGUUGAGCUGUAUACGGCGGCAUUUCUCGAAGUGGUCGACGCGGCGUGCGACCGGGGUCCGCUCUCGGGGUGCACUGCGGCGCGCCUGGCUGAGCUAGAAGACAUCCAAACUAGCGUGUUGCUGCCCAUUGACCUGAGCGCUGAUCCGAUCAUUCCGCUCACAACGGGCAAGGGUGGAAAACGCAAGUAG